AUGAAUCUGGAGCAUUGGGGUUUUGGCGUGAAGGCAUUAAAGAGAGAUUUGGCUGUUGAUGUUUUAAUUGGAUUUGCUGAGUUAUUGAAAUCAAGGGGUAAAACAACAGCAAGGAGAUCAAGGGUACAAAAACGUAAAAGGGGAAAAGAAAACAAAAAAAGAAGGAAAAGCAGGCGGAGGAAAGAGGACGACGAAGAGAGGUACAUUUUGAAGUUCAUGCACGGUCGCCGUUCUCGGAGUUUAGAGCUUGUACCAUUUGAUCCAGAGAUCGAAAGGACUUUUUAUCACUUACUAAGAGAGCAAACUAAGCAAGAAUUGAUUGACGAAAUGGCUCUCCCUAAUCCGGACGAGAACCGAACGUUGAUGGAGUAUUCCGCUCCUACUGUGACAACCUCACCGUCAUGCAUCGUUCGACCGGAAGUUGCUGCCAACAACUUCGAAUUGAAGCCGUCUUUCAUUCAAAUGAUGCCAUCAUAUUAUGGCUUGACUGCUGAAGAUCCUAACUUGCAUAUCAAUGAGUUCCUCGAGAUAUGUGACACUCUCAAGAUUCAUCAUGUGCCAAGUGAGGCUAUCAGAUUACGAAUGUUCCCAUUUUCCCUGAAAGAUAAGGCGAAGAAUUGGCUCCAUUCACUUCCAUCGAAUUCGAUAACAACUUGGAAUGAUUUGGCCAACAAAUUUUUGCAGAAAUUUUUCCCUCCUUCCAAGACUGCAAAGCUAAGGAACGAAAUAAUGACUUUUGCUCAAUUCCAAGGCGAGCCUUUCUAUGAGAGUUGGGAGAGAUUCAGAGACUUAUUACUAAAGUGUCCACAUCAUGGUUUGCCGGAAUGGUUGCAGCUUCAGUCUUUCUAUCAAGGUUUGAGCGCUGACAAUAAGCGAAUGAUAGAUGCUGCCAGUGGGGGUGUUAUAAUGACUAAAACUGUUGACGAGGCAUCUACACUUUUCAAUACCUUGGCUGCCAAUUCUCAAAACUGGGGAGGAGAAAGAGAACAACCAAAGAAAGCUGGCGUACAUGAGAUUGAUGCAUUUACGGCUAUGGCUGCCCAAAUUUCUAACUUAAAUAAGAAAUUUGAUUCUUUAAUGUCUUCUAAUCAGUCAAAAAUGGUUUCUAAUAUGUGUGAAAUUUGUGCAGGUCCACAUUCUAGUAUAAAUUGUCCUAUGAAGGGUUCAUUUCCGGAGUUCAUUGAAGAACAAGCCAAUCAAAUUGGAAAUUUUAAUCGCCAACAGUUUAAUCCAUUCUCUGACAAGUAUAAUCCUGGUUGGCGUCAACAUCCCAAUUUUGCUUGGAAGAACAAUCAACAAAUUCAAGUGAACCCAUCUCCACCGUUCCAGAAUAAUGAAGCCAAGAAAAGUUCAAUGGAAGAUAUGAUGGCUCAGUUGGCUCAAACUACCAACACUCUCGCUCAAAACACCAAUAAUUUUAUGCAAGCAACUCAAACUUCUCUACAAAAUCAGCAAGCAUCUAUUCGUAAGCUAGAGGAUCAAGUUGGGCAGAUUGCACAUGCAAUGGUUGAGAGGGAGAAGGGCAAGUUUCCCAGUCAAACUGAGAUUAAUCCAAGGAAUAUGGAGCAAUUAAAGGUUAUUACACUCAGGAGUGGGAGAACUAUAGAGACAAAUGGUGAAGAAAAUAGGACGUUGGUUGAAAAGUCUGAGAAUGUUGUCACCGAAGUACAAGAAAGUUUUAUGAAUUCAGGUGCUCAAGUGCCGAAUAUUGUUCCUCAUGCAUCAGAUUCUACACGUCUAGGCGAUUCGAUUUUGGAGAGGGUCAAUGUUGCGCCAGUUCCAUAUCCUCAACGACUUCAGAAGGCUAAGAAAGACCAAAACUUUUCUCAUAUCUUAGAGUUAUUUAAAAAAGUGAACAUUAACAUACCUCUACUUGAUGCAGUGAAACAAAUUCCCAGUUAUGCAAAGUUCUUGAAGGAUGCAUGUACGAACAAGAGGAGGUUUUUGGAGCAUGAAAAAGUAAUGCUUUCGGAAGAGUGUAGUGCUAUUUUACAAAAGAAGUUGCCACCGAAAUUGACCGAUACAGGGAGUUUUACGAUUCCUUGCACAAUUGGAAAAUCUUCUUUUGAAAAACCUUUAUGUGAUCUUGGUGCUAGUAUUAACUUGAUGCCAUAUUCUAUUUUUAAACAGCUAGGUUUGGGCGAAAUGAAACCUACUCUUGUGUCUCUACAACUAGCGGAUCGAUCUGUCACUUAUCCACGAGGCAUUGUCGAAGAUGUGUUGGUUCGAGUUGAUCAGUUAAUCCUACCUGCAGAUUUCUUGAUUCUUGAUAUGGAAGAAGAUAGAGAGAUUCCAAUUAUACUUGGUCGUCCAUUCUUAGCUAUUGCUGGUACAUUGAUUGAUGUCAAAAGUGGUUUACUUACUUUGCGAGUUGAAGACAAAGAAGUGGUGUUCAAAGUUUUUGAAGCUAUUAAGCAUCCAAGAGAGCAGGAAGAAUGUUUUAGUAUUGAUAUCUUAAAUCAGAUUGUGAGCGAGCAGUUCCGAGCACAACAUCCAACUGAACCUCUCGAAGCUUGUCUAGUUCAUUCAUCCAUUCCUAGAGUUGAAGUGGAAGAAGUUACUGAAAUUGUCAAUAUUCUCAAUUCUGCCCCUCCACAUAAUCUGCAUUGGAGACACCAUUACGAAGCUUUAGGACCUGCCCCAGUGAAAAUUUAUCCAUCUGUUGAAGUUGCACCGAAGCUAAGCUUGAAACAAUUGCCUACCCAUCUGAGGUAUGCAUUUUUAGGUGCUUCCGAGUCAUUGCCAGUGAUUAUUGCAGCCAAGUUAACUUCUCUCGAAGAAGAAAAAUUGCUUCGAGUACUCAGAGAUUACAAGACAACAUUGGGAUGGACUAUAGCUGACAUUAAAGGCAUCAGCCCAACCUUAUGUAUGCAUCGAAUUCUUCUUGAAGAAGACAGCAAGCCCAUUAUUGAGGCACAAAGGAGGCUCAAUCCACUUAUGAAGGAAGUUGUCCGAGCAGAAGUUCUCAAGCUUUUAGAUGUGGGAGUUAUCUUCCCAAUAUCCGAUAGUAAAUGGGUGAGUCCGGUUCAAGUAGUUCCAAAGAAGAAAGGCAUCACUGUGGCUAAAAAUGACAACAAUGAGUUAGUGCCCAUAAGACCGAAAACAGAUUGCCUAGGUAUUGAGGUUGAUCGAGCAAAAAUUGAUCUUAUUGAAAAACUUCUAGCACCUACAUCAGUUAAAGGAGUCCGAAGUUUCCUUGGCCAUGCGGGGUUCUACCGGCGAUUUAUUAAAGACUUCUCCAAAAUAGCCAAGCCUCUUAGCAACUUACUGCAAAAAGAUGUCACAUUUGAGUUCAAUUUGGAGUGUUUGUCUGCUUUUAACACUUUGAAGAAGCUUCUCACAUCAGCUCCUAUUAUUACAGCACCCGAUUGGAAUCUUCCAUUUGAAUUGAUGUGUGAUGCAAGUGAUGUCGUGGGAGCAGUUUUGGGACAGCGAAAGGACAAAUUACCUCAUGUUAUUUACUAUGCUAGUCGCACGCUAAAUGAUGCCCAGUUGAACUAUUCAACCACUGAAAAAGAGUUGUUAGCUGUAGUAUUUGCGCUUGACAAGUUUCGGUCCUAUCUUAUUUGUUCAAAGGUUAUUGUGUACACUGACCACGCUGCCUUGAAAUAUCUUUUAUCCAAAAAAGAUGCAAAGCCGAGACUGAUUAGAUGGGUACUUCUUCUCCAAGAAUUUGAUCUCGAGAUUCGAGAUAAGAAGGGGUCCGAAAAUGUGGUGGCAGAUCAUCUAUCUAGGAUAGUUCGAGAAGAAGAUGUUGAUAUCGUUGUGCCAUUCACUGAGACUUUUCCUGAUGAACAAUUGUUUGCUGCUAAACAUGGUGCAGUCCCUUGGUUUGCUGACUUUGCAAAUUAUUUGGCAAGUGGGGUGGUUCCGAAGGAUUUGAAUUUUCAACAAAGAAAGAAAUUCUUCUCUCUAGUGAAGCACUAUUUUUGGGAUGAUCCCUACUUGUAUAAGCAUUGUCCAGAUCAAAUCAUUCGCAGGUGUGUUCCUGAAGAUGAGCAGCAAAGUAUUUUGAACCAUUGCCAUUCAUAUGCUUGUGGAGGGCAUUUUGGAGCAACAAAGACAUCAGCCAAAGUUCUACAAUCUGGAUUCUUUUGGCCAACCUUGUUUAAGGAUUCUCAUGCAUUUGUUGUUGCUUGUGAUCGAUGUCAAAGGCUUGGUAAUAUCUCUCGUAGAAAUGAGAUGCCGUUGAAUAACAUUUUGAUAGUUGAGCUUUUUGAUUUAUGGGGCAUAGACUUUAUGGGGCCUUUUCCUUCAUCAUAUAAGCACAAAUAUAUUUUGGUGGCUGUCGACUAUGUUUCUAAGUGGGUGGAAGCCAUUGCCACACCAACCAAUGAUGCUAGAAUUGUUCUACGGUUUCUCAAGGCUAACAUUUUCACUCGGUUUGGAACACCAAGAGCGAUUAUAAGUGAUGGAGGUUCUCAUUUUUGUAAUAAACAGUUUAAAGCUCUUUUGGCCAAGUAUAAUAUCACUCAUAAGGUCGCUACGCCAUACCAUCCUCAAACUAGUGGCCAAGUGGAGGUGUUAAAUAGAGAGAUUAAGCGAAUUCUGGAGAAGACGGUGAAUGCAUCACGUAAAGAUUGGUCUCUUCGCUUAGAUGAUGCACUAUGGGCGUAUAGAACAGCUUACAAAACACCCAUUGGGAUGUCUCCAUACAGAUUGGUUUUCGGGAAAGCUUGUCACUUGCCAGUUGAACUCGAGCACAAGGCUUAUUGGGCAAUCAAGAAGCUUAAUUUCGAUUUUCAAGCAGCUGGACAGAAAAGGCUUUUGCAAUUAGAUGAGCUUGAGGAGUUGAGAAACGAGGCUUAUGAGAAUGCUCAAAUUUACAAGGAAAAAACCAAGCGUUGGCAUGAUAAAAACAUCCUGCGAAAAGAGUUCUAUGUUGGUCAGAAGGUGUUGUUGUACAAUUCUAGAUUGAAGCUUUUUCCUGGAAAGCUUCGUUCACGUUGGUAUGGUCCAUUUCUAGUAUUACAAGUCUUUCCUCAUGGGGCAGUUGAAGUGCAAAAUCUGGAGACCGGGAAUGCAUUCAAAGUUAACGGUCAACGAUUGAAACCUUAUUUGGAAGUCAACUUCGAUGCAAUGAAGAUUGACAUCCCUUUAUUUGAUCGCGCCUGA
Molecule: messenger RNA, 5115 nt
Organism: Pyrus x bretschneideri (Chinese white pear)
Lineage: Eukaryota; Viridiplantae; Streptophyta; Magnoliopsida; Rosales; Rosaceae
Biological process (GO): DNA integration
Molecular function (GO): nucleic acid binding
Source: RefSeq, a predicted model, not a curated record